AUGUAUGUGGGUGGGAUAGCUGUGGCUUCGUUGCCGAAUAAUACGGAUACGUAUAUUGUUCUUAUUGCGUCGGGGAACUAUACGGAGCAAGUGAACGUCACCCGCCGGGGUCCAACCUAUCUUUUGGGUCAAACUAUGAACCCCAUGAAUCAGUCCUACAACACAGUCAACAUAAUCUGGCGAGCAAUCGCCGUCACCGGUCUCGACAACGCCUUCACGAGCACCUUAACCAUAGCACCGAACCUCAACGCCUCUCUCACCGGCAGCGGGACGACAGGCUUCGCCGUCCCAGCCGACACCCCCUUCGGCUGCGUAGACUUCAGAACCUACAACCUGAACCUAAUCAACGACUACGCACCCUACUCCGACGACCCCUCCCUCGCCCUCUCCAUCUCCUACGCCAACGGCGGCUUCUACUACACCGGCUUCUACUCCUACCAAGACACCAUCUACGUCGGCAAGCUCGGCAACGCCUACAUGCACAGCAGCACCAUCGCCGGCGAGACGGACUUCUUCUACGGCUUCGGCACCCUAUGGGUACAAUCAUGCUCCAUCCUGCUCCGCAACUGCGGGGGCGGCAUCACGGCCUGGAAAGGCACCAACACGACCUUCGAGAACAAGUACGGGGUCUACAUCGUCGACUCGGCCGUGCACGCAGCGAACGCGUCGAUCGCGGCGGUCAUCAAGGGCAAGUGCGCGCUGGGCAGGCCGUGGAAUGCUAACAUGCGGGCGAUUUUCGCGCGGACGUAUCUCGAUGCGUCGAUUUUGAGUACGGGGUUUAUUGAUUGGAAUCCGGCGCGGUAUGAUAAUUAUACGUUGCAAGCCGAGUAUAGGGAUUUUGGGCCGGGGUACAACGUUACGGGGAGGGAGGUGGCGAGGUUUGAUGUGCAGUUGAAUGAGAGUGGGUGGGCGCCGUACAGUAGUCCGCAGAAGGUCUUUCAGUAUCAGGGGACGGGGAGGUUUGGGAAUACGGGGUGGAUUGAUUGGGGGUUUUAUUGA
This is a messenger RNA of Mollisia scopiformis, 999 nucleotides long. RefSeq names its product pectin methylesterase. Lineage: Eukaryota; Fungi; Ascomycota; Leotiomycetes; Helotiales; Mollisiaceae. Bases 1 to 999 code for a protein of 332 amino acids. The record is from RefSeq and is a predicted model, not a curated record. The transcript has 3 exons. Gene Ontology annotation, biological process: cell wall modification. Gene Ontology annotation, molecular function: pectinesterase activity.